GUUGCUCUGGGAGGGCAGGAGUCUGCAGAGGAAACAGAAAGUUCAGAGGGGUGCAGAAGAAGAAGGAACAGAAUUAGAAAAGCAGAGGACCUCCCUCCUCCUCAUUCUGCAGCUCCUGCAAGAGCCAGCAACCCAGAAGUAUUAUCUGAGCUGCCACAGUAGAUCUUGACCUUUUUAACAGAGUAUCUCUUACCAUCAUCAUCAUGGCCGAGAUUACAGCAGAAGGACGUGUGUCUACAACCACGACAAUAAUAAAUGGUAAGAACGGAUCCGUUCCCUCCUCAUCCAUGAAAGUGGGCAAGAAAUCGGUUACAGAAGACCUCGUGACAACGUUCAGCUCACCAGCAGCAUGGCUUCUUGUUGUUGCUCUGAUUGUUACCUGGUCAGCAGUAGCUAUUGUAAUGUUUGACUUGGUGGAUUACAAAGCCUUUGCAGCCUCCUAUUCCCAACAUUGCGAUGAUCCCUGUUUACCACCCGGAAGAUCUGUUAACAAGCUCAGCACAGAACCACUGAGAAUCAUUCAUGAGACAUUGGAAGAAUCCACUGAUUGGCUUUAUGGCUUUAUUUCUUUACUGUCUGACAUCGUAUGGAGUGACGAUGAUGACAGUGAUGAAGGUGAAGUGGAACCUUCUCUGAAAAAAGAAAUUCAUAAACAGAAACCGGAGAGACAUGAAAAACGAACACCACCAAAGGUAAUUCACAGAGACAAACCUGAAAAACAAGAAAAAAUUGAGAGGAAGGAACCCCUAAAGGUGACACAUAAAGACAAACUGGAAAGACAAGAAAAACCUGAAAAAAAGGAAAGGCAUGCAGCUACUCACAAAGAGAAACCUGAAAAGCCAGAAAAGCAUGAAAAGAAAGCACCUUCUAAAGUAAUUCAAAAAGACAAACCUGAAAGACAUGAAAAAGCUGAAAAGAAACCUCCUCCCAAAGAGGAGAAGAAAGUAAAGAGCACUAAAGUGGAAGUAAAAGUUAAAAAGGAAGUGAAGGAUGGAAAAGGAGAAGCAAAGACGGCUGAGAAGGUCAAGCAAGCAGACACUAAAACAACAGAAGUUGGGCUAAUAAAAGCCAAACCAAAAGUUAAGGAGGAGAAAGCUCUUCAGACUGUAACUAAAUCGGAAAAGAAAGAUCAAUAUGCAUUCUGUCGCUAUGUGAUUGACAUGUUUGCGCAAGGGGAUUUUUAUCCAGGACAUAAGGAAAUGGUACCACCUCGUCUUCUUCUUGAACAUAGUCCAAGAAAGAAACCAGCAGCUAUUGAAGAGAGAAAAGAGGAAAAGAAAAAGACUGAUAUAAAAAAGGCUACGACUGAAACCAAGAAGAAAGAAAAAGAAGGAAAAAAAGAGAAAGCUCAUGAGAAGACAGCUGUCCCUGAAAUUAAAAAAGCAGGCGGAGGCCACCGCGUUAAAAAUAAACUCCUCGCUCUGGUGUCCAAAUCCUCGCUGGAUGCCCCCGAUUUUGAGUCGCGUUUUGCUCCCCCCACCCUUCGCGACCCCUGCAGCUCCCUCCUCGCCGUUCCCCACACACGACCCCGGGCCGGCAGGGACCCCGCUCCCACCUGUGCUCCUCAUCCUCGCCUACCUCCUCCCAGAAGAUUCCCCCCUGCCAGGAGGCCCGUCAGCCGGGCUUUCCCCGCGGUGGUGCAUACAGGCGGUCAGGUGCAAGAGAGAGCGAGCGGAGGAGAUGCUCCAUAA
Molecule: messenger RNA, 1691 nt
Organism: Haliaeetus leucocephalus (bald eagle)
Lineage: Eukaryota; Metazoa; Chordata; Aves; Accipitriformes; Accipitridae
Gene: TRDN
Product: triadin
Exons: 16
Coding region: 204-1691 (495 amino acids)
Cellular component (GO): membrane; sarcoplasmic reticulum
Molecular function (GO): signaling receptor binding
Source: RefSeq, a predicted model, not a curated record